Schistosoma margrebowiei is the source of this 819-nucleotide messenger RNA. NCBI's taxonomy places the organism in Eukaryota, Metazoa, Platyhelminthes, Trematoda, Strigeidida, Schistosomatidae. The record is from the annotation of a GenBank genome assembly.
AUGGCGGAAAUACCACGUGAAGUGCUACGUUGGUUACUAACAUUAGAUAUUAAUCUGGAACACAGAAACCUAAAAUGGUGUGUUUCCAAUGGUAUUCUAGUGGCUGAAAUUUUGCACAAUUACCAACCGAAAGCGGUGAAUCUUGGGAAAUUUAUUGAUGGACAGAGUAUAAAAGUCAAGCUACAUAACUGGAACAUGAUUCAAGAGAUACUACAACGUUUAUGCAUCUAUUUACCACCAGAUAUUAUUGAAUGUGCCGCCCAUAACAAAAGAAAUGCAGGAAUUAUUCUUUUGACCACUCUUCACGAAAUAUUUUCAAAGAAGAAAGUGAAGGAAGGCGUAGCAAACUUCGACCCCACAGAUCUAGAAUAUCAAUUUUCCUUACCAAUCUAUGCUAGAUCAUGUCUAGCGAAGUUCAUUAAAGAUAACCUAACUUCUUCAGAAAUGGAGACUACACCAGAUCUAUUUACUAAUCAAAAAAAGGUUCAACUGUUAGCUCUGGCCUACAAGAAUAUGAAAAUUACUGAGAGAAUGGAAGAACCAUGGAGAUUUAAAGUAUCACGGUCAUUAGCGUCACAAUGCCAGCGUUCUGAUUCGUCAAAAUCAAACAAGAAGCCAUGUGCUGAAGGUGCAGGCACUAUGAUAUGCAGUGAGACAAUUGAUGAAACACUACUUAACGAUGACGUACUAACAAUCCAGCCAAAGCAACAAACUUUAUGAGUAAAUCUGAAGUGACAAACCAGUAAAUCAUAUUGUUAUGGUUAUUUGUCAUAAACCUCACUGACUUUUAUUUCUAAUAACGUCAUAAAUAUUUCUUAG